AUGAACGAGUCGAAUAACAGAGGAAGAACCCGACAACGUAGAAGUAACAACAACGGAAUCAACAACAGCGGAAUCAACAACAACGGAAUCAACAACAACGGAAUCAACAACAACGGAAUCAAUAACAACGGAAUCAACAACAACGGAAUCAACAACAACGGAAUCAACAACAACGGAAUCAAUAACAACGGAAUCAACAACAACGGAAUCAACAACAACGGAAUCAACAACAACGGAAUCAACAACAGCGGAAUCAACAACAACGGAAUCAACAUUGAAGAUAGCGAAAACAAUAACUUUAUCGUGAAUGACGAUGGUAUGUUCAUCGACGAUAAUGACUCGUUAGAGGAUGAAUGUAUCACUCCAAAAGACGAUGAAGAUAAUAUAAACUCCAGAAGAAAGAGAACAGAUAGAUUAAAUAAUAACGAAAAUAAAAAUAUGGCUAGCGAGAGAGGAGCGUCCAACAAUGGUAGCGGUAGCUUGGGCCGCGGCCUCAACAACCCCCAUGCGCAGCAACAGGCGCACGAGCAGUACGGCAAUCGACACCCGGAAGGCAGCAAUUCCAGCGUACUCAUAAAUGGCGCUCCGUCGGAGGGUGCAUUGCCGGAUAGCGGUCUUCCCAGCAGCAACCUCCCCAAUAGCGGCCUCCCCAAUAGCGGCCUUCCCAAUAGCGACUUUCCCGAUGGCACAACGCAGAGCGUCACGGGUAACAUCAGAAACGGGCUCUUCGUUUUCAACGGAGACAACAUCCUGGGUGGUUAUGACGGCACAGGGAGCAGCAGUAUGCGUAGCGUGAACCAAGGCCUACUUGACGGUGUAGCCGCAAGUGUAGCGUUAAAUGUGGGCGCAAGCGGAGCCUCGAGCAUAGGCGCGAAUAUAGCUGGAGGUAUCUCCACCAACUUAGCGGCCAACGUGCACGAGAGUGAAGGAAGAAAGAACGAUCCUUUGAGCCACAUCCUCGGGGGCGAGAGGGACAACGUGUUCGUGAACGGAUCCAGCAACUACUUCGUGCAGAACGGAGUGCACGCCGAGAGCAACCACGCGGACGAAGUGAGAGAUGCGCGGAAUGACGCGAUGGAGCAGCAACAGCAGGAGGAGGAAGAAGAGGAAGAAGAAGAACAACAAGAAGAAGAACAACAACAACAACAGCAGCACCACCAACAGCAGCGGCAGGAAGAACCCAACCCGUAUGAAGAACUGAACCGGGAAAACCACGCGAACGCACUGAUGCAAGGAGUAGCCCAGUUGAGCGAAGUCAGGGCAAGGGAAAAUAUUAAAAAGAAGGACGACGAGAUGGAAAGAAAUAUAUUGCACAUGGGAGAGAGCGAUCCAUUAAAUGACGAACUAGUGGUAGCAUCAAUUCUUAAUAAUGAAAACCAAUUAGAAUCGGGAUCCCAUGGGAUAGGAGUACAAGGAUCAGCAGUAGCUCUUCCAACAGGAGGACUAACAGUAGAAAGCUUCAUACAGUGUUUGAAAAGAGAACUCACCUGUCCAAUAUGUCUUGAUUAUUUCUACUUACCCGUUACGAUGAACUGUGGACAUACCUUCUGCCGAUACUGCAUAGGACAUAACAAACUGAAUGGAAAGAACUGCCCUUUGUGUAGACAAGCCCUAGGACACACUGUAUGUAUUAACACGAUUAUCUCAAAUUUAGUACGUAUAUAUAAUUUGAGAAGAAAAUCGAUUAAGGUAUACAAGUCUAUUGAAAUAGUGAACACAGUAGAUGAAAUAUGGUGGAAUGAAAAUUUCAUUAAACCUCAAGUUAGUGUUCCUUUAUUUUUACGUAUUUUUCUCAACGAUAUGAUUUCCGUGCCUGUCUUUUUUGACGACCUGACUGCCUGCAUUGUUGAUUUUUUUACGGUCAACAAUCUAUGGUCCAAGGCUAAAUGGGUAUUUAAUAUUAAUGACUGUAAAUUAUUCAGCGAACUCAUUGGGUACGAUAAGGAGAACAAGGAAGUAACGAAUGACAGGUUACAUGCGUGGGUGGAGAAUUAUAUCACACAGAACCCAUCUAUGUGUAUUAGGAAAGAUGAGAAAAUUAUUUUGAAAAUUAUUCAGGAUAGAACCCAUAAAAUUGAUAGCCAAUUUUUCGAUUCAUCUGCACUGCCAAAUAGAUUGCCUUGGGAUGGGGGGAGACAUGUUAAGAGCUUAAUUCAUAUGCCCCAUUCGUCUGUCUCCUUGUCACACCUCAUAUUUGUCAAGGCAGAAAAUAACAACAUUGGUGUAGUCGAUUGUGGGUCAACUAUUGGCACCAUGAUCAAGGUUAACAAUAACCAUGUACUGAAGGAAGGAGAUAUUAUCCAUAUAGGAGACCGACUUGAAGUUACCGUGUCUAUUGAUAAGAACACGGCAGGUAUGCCUUACAAAGGAUACGUGUGGGAUAAGAAGUCUAAUAAAGUGCUUGAUAGACAUGAGUUAAACGAGCUCAUGAAGGAGAAGGGGAAGGAAGAAGGGGAUGAAGCAGAAAGGGAAAGAGGAGGAGCUAUUAGGGAAAACGAAGAUGACGCUGAACAGAGAGAAGAAUCGGGACCUGAAUCGAGAGUCGAUCCCAGUGUGGAACGUCUCCAAGAACGGAUCCCUGAACAGGGUGCAGAGCGAGGGGCAGAUGCUCAGGACCCCGCCAACAACGUGGGGGAAGAUAGCAUGCCUUCGCACUGUGAAAACAUCGAGUCCAAUUUGCUAAUUAAAUUCGAUUUUGGAACUGUAAAAGAUGAAGUGACUUUAAAAACGGAGUAUAUCGACCCCAAGGGAGUAGUCCUAGGGAGAGGUCCCUAUGCGCAGUCCAGUUACAAAAAACUGUCCGUUACAAAUUCGAAUGGUUAUGUAUCUAGAGAGCACUGCUUAAUAUACUAUGAUGGAACCAAGCCCGUUGGAGAAAGAUGGCUUUUGAGGGAUACUAGUACCUUGGGAACGUUCUUAAAAAUCCCCCCCUUUUCUGAACCCGUCCCUUUACCUGUGGGUUCUAUUUUUAAAGCCGGCCAAUGCAAAAUUGAAGUUUGUUCUCGUGACAGUGCGCAAUUCGCACAGCACCCUGCAAGGUCCAUUUCGCUACUCAACGCGAACAACAGACCCAACACGGGCCCACCCAACACGGGCCCACCCAACCCGGACGAUGGUAGGAACAACGAUAAUGGAAGUGGGAAUGGAAGUGGAAAUGGGAAUGGAAAUGGGAAUGGAAACCCGAAUAAUCAGAACAAUUCCGGUGGAGGUCAAGGAAGUGGCAGCGGUAGUGGUGAAGGUAAUGAAAGAGGAAAUGGCAGACAAAGACAAAGACAAAGAAGGGCAGGCAACAAUCACAACAAUGGAAGAAACAACUACCGUAAUCAGGCAAGCCUUGGAGUUGGAGGUAUAGGUCACAACUUCGUGCUUGCCAGAUGCGGAGAAAUAGGAGAGCCUAGUAGUAAUGACAGCAGUAGUUUAGAGAGCUUGGGAGGGUACAACUUUGGGGGACAGUACUACCAGCAACACGUCCCUGAUGAACAUAAUGGAGAAGGAGAAGGAGGAGAAGGAGAAGGAGAAGGAGGAGGCGGUUACUUGAUAUUUAAUGGGAGUGCUCUGCGGAAUGAUCGAAGCGGUCGAGGGCCCUAUAAUGUAGCGAACAGUAGUGGUAACUUUGCCAACAGAAUGACGAUGACGAGAAGCAAUCAUGAUGGUAGUGGCGGUGGUAACAGUGCGCGCAUGAAUGCUCGGGGUGCCCACCAGCGUCAACACCAGAACCCCAUUCAGCAAUACCAGCAGCAUCAGCAGCAUCAGCAGCGUCAGCGUCAGCAGCAACACCACCAGCACAAUCGGGACACGUACUUCUACAACUACCUUCAGCACAGAGUCCACCGCCAAGGGAACGACGAAAGCGUGAGUAACGGUAACGAUGUUAAUGAAAACAGCGAUAAUGAAAACGGGAACAACGGCUUCCCGAAUGGGGGCAUCAAUAACGCGAGGAACAACGACAAUGCGAAUGGAGCGAGUGGCCCCAGUGGCGCGAAUGGAACGAGUGGUGCCAGCGGCAGUCAGAGCACGGGUCAUCACGGCAGUGGAAGUAGUACCACCAAUCGUUAUAACGGGCAUAUGAGUCGACAUUACGGGAGACAGGCCAACCGCGAUGGUUACGAUCGAGCCAAUCGAUGUGUUCACGGAAACAAUCUCCUCCACGAGAUGAUUACCGUUAACGCUGAAAGAAGCCUAAUGAACAAAGAAAAAGGAUACUACAAUGCGCCCCUAGGGAGAAGCCUCGUAGACGUGAUCAACGAAGAUGUUGUUUCUCUGAGGCACGUUCCCCACGCGAGCCACAAUGGAAGUAUGUACUACGUGCAUGGCGUGGAGAGAAUCAACCCAGUAGUGUGCAGUGCACCUAUCGAGGGAGAAAACAUCUUCUGCAUCGACAGCUUUAACUCGUGCCAGGGUAUCAGAGUGCAUCAUGUGGAAGAGAGUAGCCCCAAUCACAAUCAGCAUAGUAGUUUAGAUCAGAGUCACGAACUGAAUGGAAGAGGGGAUGAGGAAGUUGAAGACCCAAAUGAGGAGAGCCACCAAAAUGAGGAGAGCUUCCAAAAUGGUGACUCGAAUGAGCAUGGACCAUGUGUAAGCAUGGGUGCAGUGAAUCAACCACAAAGGAGUGAUGAUGCCAUCGUCCCGUAUGAAAACUUUUGCAGUACCUCCAAUUGUGAGAGGAAUAUGAGUAUGAACCCGCACAAGAAGAGCAACAAGGGAAGCGACGAUGUAGUAGACGCUCGAAAUGGUUUGGUUUAUUGGAGCCCCGUGAGCGAAGGCUGUUGGAACGUCGUGAAUGAGAAGGAUUUUAUCGGAAACAACGUUUCGAGUGAUGUGGCUCAUGGUGCAUGUGGAAGGAAGGAGAAUCACUGCGAGGAGGAGAGCCUCUACAAGAAGAGACAUCAUGGAGAAACGUUUAUGUACAAUAGCCUCUCCACCGUGGAAGAGGAAGAAGUAGAAGAAGAGGUAGAGGAAGAAAGGGGAAAUAGCCUUACCGAGGGGGACAGCCUGAAGGGGGGCGCCCAGAUGAACGAGCAGGGAGAGUCGAACAUCCAAGGUGAGGAGGACCAUUGCGGUGUAGGAUGCGAUACCAGCCGUGACACCAGCAGCGAUUCCAGCCGCGAUGCCACCCGCGAUACCAACUGCGAGGGCGACGUGAGCACGAAGAACAUCAAUACCACCGCAGCCCAGGCAGGCAUAUUUAACGAAAUCGAGCCGCUCAAGUUGAUAUACGACUACAUCCACGACCUGGAGACCACCGAGAUUGGCAACUCUGACAUCAACCAAAGAGUCAUAUGCGAAGAAAAUGAGGAAAUGAUGGACCUUCUAAAUAGUUCCAACGUGAAGACGAAAAAAAUUAGCUCCCUGAGUAUAUACCCCAUGGUGCAUCACCUGCCACUCAACCACUCUGAGCAUAGGAAGACGGACGAAGACCCCCUCGAGGGAAAAGAAAAAACGAAAAGAGUUUUAUAUACUGAACGUUACAAUUCUUGUGAAUAUAAUGGGAUGCUGCCUUCGAUAAAGAUGAGCAACUGA
Molecule: messenger RNA, 5520 nt
Organism: Plasmodium cynomolgi strain B
Lineage: Eukaryota; Apicomplexa; Aconoidasida; Haemosporida; Plasmodiidae
Product: forkhead associated domain containing protein
Exons: 2
Coding region: 1-5520 (1839 amino acids)
Molecular function (GO): protein binding
Source: RefSeq, a predicted model, not a curated record